GUAUAUGUAAGUUUAUGAAUGAUAGUUUGUGACUCAUUAAACACAGACCAGCUAACAGGCGGAACCAAAGUAACGUCAUAGCAGGCACUGUUUACUAUGCAACAAUGGCUGACGCAUUCAGCAGCAGCUCGGAAACUGUAAUUCAGCGUGUGGUGGACGUCACAGUGAAGACGAGUACCCCUCUGGAGAAACUUGAAGAGCUGUAUCAGAUCAAGGAGACCUGCGACUUCAUCAGGGAGCAUCAGUUUGAAAAGGUUGCGCUGCAGUUUCCCGAUGAGCUGCUGGUGGAUUCAGUUGCAGUAGCAGUGGAGAUUGAGAGAAUCAGUAAUGCUAAGCCGUUCAUUUUGGGAGAUACAUCCUAUGGCAGUUGCUGUGUGGACGAGGUGGCUGCAGAACACAUUGGAGCCAACUGCAUUGUGCACUACGGCAGCGCUUGCCUCAGUCCGUCUAAGAGGCUGCCACUGAUUUACAUCUUUGAGCGAAGACCGGUGGACCUUGAGAAGUGCAGCUCUGCCUUCAGAGAACUCCACCCUGACACACAGAGUCACGUCGUCAUCCUCUAUGAUGUCAACUAUGUUCAUGCUAUCAAUGAUCUUCUGACACUACUGUUGCCAGAGUAUCCAAAUAUUGUCGUAUCAGAACUUGUUGUGGAGGGCGAGCGGUGUUACAGUCACGGAGGGAUUAAAAGUCAGCAUGACCAGACCCGUCUGUCAGAGGGAGACAACGGCCAGAUCUUUUAUCAGUUUGGAAGGCGGUUCUCCUUGAAAAGUGGUUUAAGCAUCAAGGAUUACAGCAUGUUCUUUGUAGGUCAGGAGGGAGCAACGCUGAACAACUUCAUGAUGACGUGGAACCGCUGCUCAUUUUGUUCUUUUGACCCCAUAAAAGUGACUGGCAGAACUGAGUCAGUGAGUAUCAACCGUGCUCUGAUGAAGCGAUAUUACGCUAUAGAAAGGGCCAAAGAUGCUAAUGUGGUUGGCAUCGUAGUUGGCACACUUGGGGUGGCCGACUACCUCAGCAUCAUCCAGCAGUUAAAGGAGACCAUCCGAGGAGCUGGCAAGAAGAGCUAUGUGUUUGCCAUGGGGAAACUGAACGUUCCCAAACUAGCAAACUUUCUUGAAAUUGACAUUUUUGUGUUAAUUGCGUGUCCCGAGAACUCACUGCUGGACUCAAGUGAGUUCUAUAAACCUGUAGUAACGCCAUUUGAGAUGGAGGUGGCCUGCAACAAGAAGAGGGAGUGGUCAGAGGAAUAUGUCACAGACUUUCGACAUCUCCUACCAGGUGGACAGAGUCAUGUGCCUCUGGCCGAGCAGGAGGAGGGCGAUGAGCCUGACGUGUCUUUAAUCACAGGAGCUCUGCGAAGCCAUAAUCUGUUGAGCAGUGAGCCUGCAGUGUCUUCAUUUGGCUCCUCCGUGGUCCUCAGGAACCAAACCCUGACUGUAGCCAACACCAACUCAGCUGCAUCUUUUCUGGCAGAGCGAAGCUGGCGUGGCUUAGAGCAGAUGUUGGGAGAGACACCUGUGGUGAAGGCAGUAGAGGGCAGGAGAGGCAUAGCUAUUGCCUAUGAAGAUGAAACAACGUCUCCAUGA
Molecule: messenger RNA, 1586 nt
Organism: Anoplopoma fimbria (sablefish)
Lineage: Eukaryota; Metazoa; Chordata; Actinopteri; Perciformes; Anoplopomatidae
Gene: dph2
Product: diphthamide biosynthesis 2
Exons: 7
Coding region: 105-1586 (493 amino acids)
Biological process (GO): protein histidyl modification to diphthamide
Molecular function (GO): 2-(3-amino-3-carboxypropyl)histidine synthase activity
Source: RefSeq, a predicted model, not a curated record